CCAGGCUGUGAUUACAAGUGUUUACCAGUACGCAUGCGAGGCAGCGAAAUACUGGAGAGGAUGGCGGAUUCUAGGAGUGAAGAUGUAGCAGUGAUCGGAAACACCGACCUCAGCGCCGCUGACCCACACAACAACACGAUGACAGAAGAAGGGGUGCCUCUGCUAAAGACAAUGGAGAUCAGUGUUUCAGAGGCAGAGAAGAGAACAGGGAAGAAUGCAGUGAGCAUGCAGGAGGUCUAUACGGUCUACCUAAUCGAAACACGGCCAGUCAACACCAUAAGUGAAGGGCUGAGCGCGGCCCCAGACUCUCUCUGGAGGAGAUACAGUGAAUUUGAGCUGCUGAGGAACUAUCUAUUAGUUACUUUCCCGUACAUUGUUGUACCUCCAUUACCUGAAAAACGGGCAGAAUUUGUCUGGCACAAGCUGUCAGCAGAUAACAUGGAUCCUGAUUUUGUGGAAAGGCGGCGAAUUGGGCUGGAGAACUUUCUGCUCCGCGUUGCUUCACAUUCUGUCCUCUCGAAAGACAAGAUAUUUUACCUGUUUUUAACACAGGAUGAUGGCUGGAAAGACGUGGUGUAUGAUACAGGCUUUCAGGCAAAGGCUGACUCCAGGCUGAAAGCCCUGAAUGCUACCUUUAGAGUAAAGCAUCCUGACAAAAGAUACACAGAACUGAAACACUACAGUGAUGAAUUGCACUCAGUCAUAUCUCAAUUGCUUCGAGUCAGAGCUAAAGUAGCAGACCGCUUGUAUGGGGUAUACAAAGUUCAUGGAAAUUAUGGAAGAGUGUUCAGUGAAUGGAGUGCCAUAGAGAGGGAGAUGGGGGAUGGGCUGCAGAGCGCUGGUCACCACAUGGACGCGUAUGCUGCUUCAGUCGAUGAUAUACUGGAAGAAGAGGAGCACUAUGCAGAUCAGCUAAAGGAGUAUCUUUACUAUUCUGAAGCCCUAAGGGCAGUUUGCAGGAAACAUGAGCUAAUACAAUAUGAGUUGGAGAUGGCUGCUCAGGAUCUUGUCUCCAAGAAGCAGCAACGUGAAGAGUUGGCAACCGGGACUGUGAGGACGUUUUCCCUGAAAGGAAUGACCAGCAAAUUGUUUGGACAGGAGACUCCAGAGCAAAGAGAGGCCAAGUUAAAAAUCUUAGAGCAACAAAUAGUUGAGGGGGAGGAGUUGGUGAAGACCAGCAACGCAGAAUGCGAUGAAUAUGUACGGAAUGCUUGGGUAGAUAUUGAUCGCUUUAAAGAGCAGAAGAACCAAGACCUGAAGGAGGCCCUUAUCAGCUAUGCUGUGAUGCAGAUCAGCAUGUGUAAAAAGGGAAUUCAAGUAUGGAACAAUGCUAAAGAGUGUUUCAGCAAAAUGUCACAUUGAUACCAAAUCCCGUAACUUCAGAGGAGCAACAAACAACAGAAGCAAAGCCAAUGAUUACGGACACCAAGAAAAUGGUGAAAUAACACAAGACCAUUUCAAGUUGAGCACAGUGGAUCUUAUUUAAUGUGAUUGGCCCAAAUCGUUUAUUUCAGAUGAAAGAAAGGCAGAAAAUUAUUAUUUUUUUACAAUAAGAUGAAAUCAUGUUUUAGUAAAGAAAAAAGAUGAAUGGGACCCUUUAAAAAUAAUGUGGCGCUGCUAAAUUCUUGUAGGCUAUGUAGAUUUAGAUAGUUUCCAUAUGUACCCACUAGAUGCCAAUUUUUUCCAUAGUGUGUUUUUUUUUUUUUUUGUGCAAGUUUUCUGAGGUUUGUAAAGUAUGUAGUUUUGGUUGAAAAUGUUUCCCUCAAAAUGGUUUUAGACAUACUAUUUAAAUACAUGGUUUCCAUAAUUUUUAAAUCUUGUCUUCAUAUGUAUCAUAUCACUAGAUUUUUAAAUGAAGAGCUAGGAUCAUUUCUAUGGCUGUACUUACGGUCUCAAUUAUAUAUUUUGAAUCCAGUGGUUUAACGUUGACAACCUAUGCAAAAGACAUUGAACAGUGCUGUUUGUGAUUCACAGCUAACCCAAAAAUACACAAUGAACUACUUCACAUUCACAUCUCAGUUAAAACUGUUGAGGAUUUGACAGACAUAGCCAUUACUUUAAAGAAAACAUUGUACUGUUGUGGCUUACUCAUGAUGUUUUUAAAAGGUGUCUAAAACUUUUUACAUAAUUGAAAGAAGUGCUGAAGGUGUGUUUUCUAAUAAACCACACACAAUUCUUGCCAAAGUACCUGGCUUCCAAACUCUCUUGAAAUAAUCAUUUUUUAUUGCAAGCACAGUAUGUUCAUGAGCACAUAUCGCUGUCGGGGUGUUGCAAGCUAGAACAAAAUCUCAGGACUGUUUUCCUUGUAUCAUGGGAGUGUCCUACUUCCAAAGGAUACGUCUCUAUUCACUUUUUAAAAUAGACAUAACCAGUCAGGCAUACCAGGGUGCAAUAAGUAAAGAAUUAAAACUGACUAAAUGCCAAUUUCACAGGAGAACAAACAUAAAAAGAGACAGAUGCCACAGAGCUACACCUUAAAAAUACAAUGUAGAUAUUUUAUUUGAUGCAGUUUGAUUGCCUCUGUUAAGUGCAACUGGUGCCUGCUUUUGUUUCGUUUUUUGUAUCUUUUAUCCAACUUGAAUGUUAGCAUUUAUUGUCAUGCCUGAUUUUGUAGAUAGUUGUAGUAACUUUGACAAGGGAAAGAAUGUGUACAUACAUUGUGCCAAAAAGGAAUAAAGCUUCUAAAUUGUCAGAUUUUGCUUUUUUGUGAAAGUGUACAAGAUGAUUACAUUUUAUAUAUAAU
Molecule: messenger RNA, 2743 nt
Organism: Polyodon spathula (Mississippi paddlefish)
Lineage: Eukaryota; Metazoa; Chordata; Actinopteri; Acipenseriformes; Polyodontidae
Product: sorting nexin-4-like
Exons: 14
Coding region: 34-1362 (442 amino acids)
Biological process (GO): protein transport
Molecular function (GO): phosphatidylinositol binding
Source: RefSeq, a predicted model, not a curated record